AUGCUGGACGACGUCAAACGUGAACCCGGUGAGUCUUCUCCGAUCCCAGAACAUCCCACCACCUCAACAGCUCCGAGUCUGAACCUGAGCUCUGUGCUGGGACCAGCUCUGGGUCUGGGGUCGGGUAAAACUCAAACAGUGUUUAUCCACAAAUUGUACGACAUGCUACACGAUCCCACUAUUCUGCAUCUUAUUUGGUGGCUGCCCACAAAUGACAGUUUCUAUCUAUUACCAGGAGAGGAUUUUCUGAAGGUGCUAGCGCAAUAUUUUAAGCACACCAACAUCGCCUCAUUCAUUCGCCAACUUAACAUGUAUGGUUUCCAUAAAGUCAAUGAUACCUUUCAGAGUGACUCAAACUCUCUGGAUAAAGAUCUGGUUGCUACUAAAUGGGAGUUUCGCCACUCGACAAAUCAGUUUCGCAAAGGUGAUAUUGAGCUGUUAAAAUUGAUCAAACGGAGGCUGCUGAAGAAUGUAAACUCUCACAAGGAGAUUGUUAAUUUACUGCUGAUCCCUCCCACCCUGGCACCACUCGAAUACUUUCCGCCUAUGGGCCCCACCCCAAUGGUGGUUCAUCAAAUGGUACCAGCUCCUCUGGGCGUAUUGCCUCAACCACCACCUCAACAAGGCCCACCAGCACCGUGUUAUUCUCUGCCUCCAGAUAUUCUGCGUCGCCAAUCCCAAGAACAGCAACCUCAUUUGACGCCGCACUUACCACACCGUAAUCUGGCGACAACUGCGAUGCCGGGCAGCCCCCAACUGCCUAGCCAAGCCCAGGGUACUAAUGUUGUCCCUACACCUGCGAGCUCUGUUCAAAGUCAACCAUCUCAGCGUCCCUCACUUACACAGCAAAAUUCCUUUGAGCGCUCACUAAAUAUCCGGUUUAUUGAAGUCAACAAUCAGGUGGGAGUACUUCGCAAUGAAUUGGCAGUGGCUAACCAGCGCAACGAGCUCUUGGGUAUUGAACUUCGGCGAGUACACCUGGAUACAUUGAAAAUUUUGGAUUUGAUGGAAAGGUACCUUAAUCCGAUGGCCCUGUCACAAGGACUUAGUUCAACGACUAGUCAAGCGAAUACUGCUUCCUCCAAUAAUCAAGCAAAUACUGCUUCAGUGCCGGAUCGUCUCAACAACAGAACACCGGUAAAUAAGAUCACACCCUUACAAGAACCCGAGGAAAGUCCAAUGCUGAAGCCUAAGGUUGGAUCUACCGCCGCUGCUUUUGAGCAGGAAGUCCGUGGUUUACGCAUGACAGUACUCCAAAGAUUAGAAACUACCCAAUUUGGAUCAUCAACUCCACCGCCCCAGUCGCUGAAUUAUCACCUUAACAACAUGCUGCGCCAACCAUCACUGUCACUGGUUAAUAUCGUCCCUCAAAACUAUCCUCUCAAUCCGAACUACGCUUUGUAUCAGAAGAAACUCCAGCCUGAGCCACUGACGCUGCGCCAUCGCCUGGUGUUUAUGGAUCCCCUUCAGCCUAUUCCGCUGCGCAAAAACUCCACAAUAUUGAUUGAUGGAGACCAUGGGGUUAAUGCAACGACGUCUACACCAUCUGCACUCACGCAACCACCACCAGCAGUUGGCCAAUUACGUGCAGAGCUGAAGCUGUAUCUGCCACUUCUGCUAGCCAAUGUUCAACAACACGGUCCGUCUCCUCGUCCCCAAUCGCCGGGCUCUCACGAAAGAAACCCACUGGCGUCAUUGGUUACUCUGCACACCCCGCUGACUCGCACGAAUCUGCUACCAGUAGCAGUAGGUUCUGAGCUGCUGGUGUUCAACCCUAACCCGAAUUAUCAUUAUCUGCAGCGCAAUUCGUUUACAUCAAUGUAUGAUCAGCGUCGCAGUACUGUCGGUCAGACACUGGUACCGCACUUCCAAUUUAAUACUUCGCAAAAUUUGGGUCAUUCAGUGUCAUCGACAGGGCAAGCAGUCCCCUCAAAUCCCACCACGUUACCUGUCGCGCCGGGGCAGCAGCUGCCUCAACCGCUACAAACUUCACGUCCUGGUCUGGCUGUUGGUAAGCUUCCUCAGAUUAACCCUAUACGGCUGAUUCUGCCUACGAAUCCUGGCCAUCAAAGAAUACCCUCACCGUUGCUGACAAUGUUACCCCGGCUGGUUCCCGCUGAUGCACAAGCUCUGUCUAAAGAGAAAACUAAGAAUACGCUUCCUCUGGUCCUGGAGCUUGACAAGCUGAUCAAGCUGGCAGCACUGCGACCAUUCUUCAAUCUGGUUACGCCCGCAGAUCCUUCUCCACAACUGUCACCUGCUGAUGAUAGUGAUCGGGAAUUCAAGAAGCGUAAAAUGAAUGAGACUCCCGUCUGA
Messenger RNA from Diutina rugosa, 2316 nucleotides. It is a transcript of the gene SFL1, whose product is annotated as Sfl1p. Gene Ontology annotation, biological process: regulation of DNA-templated transcription. Bases 1 to 2316 code for a protein of 771 amino acids. NCBI's taxonomy places the organism in Eukaryota, Fungi, Ascomycota, Pichiomycetes, Serinales, Debaryomycetaceae. The transcript has a single exon. Gene Ontology annotation, molecular function: DNA-binding transcription factor activity; sequence-specific DNA binding. The record is from RefSeq and is a predicted model, not a curated record.